GGGCCCGGCGGGGCCUGCUUCCUCAGUAAAAAAAUCCAAAGCUGAUAGCAUUAGCACUGUCCCGUUUUUCACUCUCGCCCUUUGGUAUUGUAGCACAGCACUGCGCAUGCCUCUUUAAGCUAAAGCAGGAUGUACUCACGCCUCCCAAACCGGCAACCAAUCACAAGCUGCAAAACCUUCUGUUCUGACGCGUUCCUUUGUGUGUGGGCGGCAGGCUUGAAGAGGAAUCCUGUCACAUGGUGCUAAUUAUCUGGCAGCAGUUGCUUUAAAUGUGCGCGCCAGACCUUCAGGCAAGCGUCCCUGCUAUUGCACAAUGCCCUUUGACUUUAGGAGUCCAAAAAUCGUAUAACCCGGUCAUGUCAACAGUUAAUAUAUGGCUGUACAAUGGAACGUGGACUCCAGUGACACAGGAGGACCAGAGGCAGAGGCCGACCAUUUAAUUGGACAGAAUCAGCUGUUAUACCAAGCUGCGCCCUUCUCUACCACCUGUUGCCUCAUCACAUAGCUUAGAUCCCUGUGUUGGCCAUUUAACUUGGCCCAGCUGUGCCUCACAGUCAACAAACUGCAGUCGGGACACUCAGCAGCAGCAGCUAAACCUUCCUCUCUUCUUGUCUCUCCAAAUGGGUUCUAUAGUGGCCACGCUCUUGCUACCAACAAUCAGCAGCAUGGCAUUUCUGCCAACCAUUAGCAUAGCCGCCAAGAGGAAGUUUCACAUGGAAGCCAUGGUCUAUUUUUUCACAAUGUUCUUCAUUGCGAUCUUCCAUGCCUGUGAAGGGCCUGGCUUGUCUUUCCUGUGCUUUAUGAGAUAUGAUAUCCUGGAGUACUUCAGUAUUUAUGGCACAGCCCUCUCCAUGUGGGUGUCUUUAAUAGCACUGGCUGAUUUUGAUGAACCCAAGAGGUCCACCCUCGUGAUGUUCGGAGUUCUCACCAUUGCAGUUAGAAUCUACCAGGAUCGUUUGGGCUACGGCGUCUACUCCGGCCCCAUUGGGACUGCCGUGCUUAUGAUCACCAUCAAAUGGCUCACCAAAAUGAAAGAGACAAAGAAACUAUAUCCAGAUAAAAGCGUUUAUACUCAGCAGAUCGGACCAGGAUUCUGCUUUGGAGCACUGGCUUUGAUGCUACGAUUCUUUUUCGAGGAAUGGGAUUACACAUACGUGCACAGCUUUUAUCACUGCUCCUUGUCAAUGUCCUUUGUGCUGCUGCUCCCCAAAGUCAACAAGAAAGCGGGAAAUGGGGGUGACCCUGCCAAAAUGAACUGCUCCACCUUCUGCUGCUGUAUCUGAAUGAAAAGGAUUCGAUCUACAUGGGUGGGAAUAAACGGGAUGCUAAGUCAAAGAGCAAGAAAGCAAACUAAGUCACUUAUUGAUUUCUUCUUAAUGAACAUGUAUUGAGGCCUCAUCCAACAUAACGCAAGCAGAUGAGAUUUUCAGACCCACCUCGGUAAAAACCGAAAGGUACUGUAUUUCACAGGGUUCUUUUUCAUAAGAUGGACAACCCAGAAGCAAAAACCCUUGACAAAAUAUCCAUGUUUACCUCACUCUAAAACUAAUACUCGCUUCCACGUUUUUAACUCUUUAUCAAUUAUUUUACUCAUAAAAUGUUUGAGCGACAAAACAUCAGAACAUAAUCGAGCAUCAAUUUGUUUUGUACGAUUGAGGCAUCAAAAACUCAAGUUCUUCAUAUUAUCGUCCGAAAACCCGGACUUCUUCGGAUUAUCCAGCACAGAUCGCUAUGUCAUGAAACAAGUUCAGGGACAUCUGCCUUUGACUUCUACAUGAUAUUGACAGGUUUGAGAUGGAGUAUUUAUGGAUUCAAAUUUUUACAACUUUGGGGUAUGGUUGGGGAUAUCAGGGCUGGGUCAAGCCGACCGGGCGCCCUUGGCAACCCAAUUGGCGCUUGCCAUUACGGAGGGGGAAGGCAACAAAUGGGAGGGAGGAAGGUCAGGGGAGGAGGUAGCGCAAAGCAUCAGAGGGGAGGGAGGUAGGAAGGGGCAGGAAAGUGACAGAGGAGGGAGGCAAGAGGGGAGCAAACCGGGCUCGGACUAGGCAGAAGAAAAUUUAAGAGGUAGCCCUUAUUGUUGUGCCCUAGGCAGGUACCUCUUCUGCCUACCCCUGGGGGAUAUGAUCUAGAAAAAUUCAAGGUUUUUUUUGUUUUGUGGUUUCCCCUAAAAAGCUCGACCAGAAAUAAUUGAGGUUUAAUAAAUGGGCCCCUAAGGGGCAUAUUUAUCAACUGUUAAAAUAGAGUUCUUCAUAGGUCACCAUAUGGAAUUUAAAGGACACAUUUAUCAAAUGGUGAAAGUAAAAUUAUAUGUAGUUUCACUCUUUGAUAAAUACGACACACACCAAUCCGAGGGAAUUGAACAGAGAGAUGAGAAUCGUCCCUCUCGCCAACUUGGUUUUAAUGUGUUCCAUCAGCACCGGGUACAAAAAAAAGUGAGAGAGUUUUUAGAUUUUCAGGAGUGACAAUAUUAAUGGCACAUGAGGUUGUACAAAAUCACCUCUUACGCGGAUAACACAAUGGCGAAACAGUUGAGUAACUGCCGUACAACAAACCAGGCAGUUGCAGUUUCUUCCAACUCCCCAGAUCGAGGUUUAAUAAACGGGCCCCUAAAAGUUUACAGAAUUCCAAUCAGUUCUGAGAUCAUUCAGUCAAAUCCAACAAAAUUCCACAAAAUUUUCCUUUGACUUCCUAUAACUAAUGUCAAAAUGCAUAUAUUUUACAAUGUUGUACUCAAAGGGGUUGUUCACCUUUAAAUGAACUGUUAGUAUGAUGUAGA
Molecule: messenger RNA, 2776 nt
Organism: Xenopus laevis (African clawed frog)
Lineage: Eukaryota; Metazoa; Chordata; Amphibia; Anura; Pipidae
Gene: mymk.L
Product: myomaker, myoblast fusion factor L homeolog
Exons: 6
Coding region: 621-1283 (220 amino acids)
Source: RefSeq, a predicted model, not a curated record